Messenger RNA from Mollisia scopiformis, 2123 nucleotides. RefSeq lists its product as uncharacterized. The coding region runs from base 205 to 1788 and encodes 527 amino acids. NCBI's taxonomy places the organism in Eukaryota, Fungi, Ascomycota, Leotiomycetes, Helotiales, Mollisiaceae. The record is from RefSeq and is a predicted model, not a curated record. The transcript has 4 exons. Gene Ontology annotation, biological process: regulation of DNA-templated transcription. Gene Ontology annotation, molecular function: zinc ion binding; DNA-binding transcription factor activity, RNA polymerase II-specific.
AUCCAAAAAGAGUCCUAAGCUUGAUGAACAAGACCGCCAUGAAAUACCUCAUUCAGUUGGUAUAUAGUGAGCUACGUUGUGUUUGAUCAUGGUUGGUAAUCGAAGGGAAUCGCUUUGAGUUCCGCGAGUACGGCUCUUGGCCCUGAAUUGUCUCUGCGAACACCAACAAAUUCGAUCUUCUCUAUCUCUAUCGCAGAACUAGAAAUGGUCUAUACAGGCCCCUCUCGUGCCUGUGCAAGAUGCAGACAAAUGAAAAAGAAGUGUGACCAGAUGCGACCACAAUGCACAAGAUGCAUCGAGGCCCGGAUCGAAUGUUAUGGCUAUCGGGACGAGUUUGAUAUCCUAUAUCGUGACGAGAGAGCAAAGGCUAGAGCUCGAACGAUCGCUCCAAAGAUGGGCGAAGCGUCCAGCAGAGCGGCUCUUCCAUUGAUCAAGAGGGAACCUGCUCCAACUUCUGUAUCAUCGGCAGUAGACUUAUCUUUAACCUCAGUGAAAGCACAAGAUAUGAUACCAUUCUUCCAGCAGUUCUCCGACCCUGCAAAGUCUUGCGGUUGGCCAGGCUGGCUGUCCAAAGUGCCAGAACAAUAUGCUGCUGCACCAGAAAAUGCAUGCUUCAAACCUGCCCUCCUCGCAGCAUCUUUUGCUAUUUUGGCCAAAAAGCAAGACGACGUAUCGUACCAAAAUACUGCCAGAGCGUUUUAUGUCUCUGCAUUAGAAGCCAUAUCCCAGGCGCUGAAUGAAAAUCGGUAUGACGACUCGACAAUGCUCGCAAUUUCGUUGCUCGAUACUUUCCAGUUCAUCAUGGAAGAAAGUGUUGGCACACAUGGACAACAUAUCGCGGGAUUGAAAGCUGUUCUUGCUCUCCGUCAAAGUGGGGCAGACGAUAAAGAGGAGUGUGCCAAAGUGAAGGCAGAGUCCGACGGUAAACUUGGUCAUUCGAUCUUCGCCUUCAUGCCGCAGAUCCAAACGCUGCUGCAUGAGAUUCGCACACACCAAACCCCUUCCGAAGGUUCUGUCGAGUGGGUGACAAACCUAAGCCAGGAGUUUGGAGGCGCUCGUUCAGCAACAGCCUUGUUGCAAUUUGGCAAGAUUUCAGCACAGUCACACCAGCUUUGUAAAGUGGUUCGUCGCGAUCUGGUAGAAGGUCGAAUCGACUUCGAGGCACACCUGGAUAGCACCGAGCUAAUGUCCCUGGUCCAAAUAUCAGAAUUGGUCGACCAAACCAAUCAGAACUGGAGUGAGAAUGGGAAUUCCAAAUGGGAAAUCACUAGAAGACCUAACGGCUUUGGUCUCAAUGCUGGUGGGUUCCCAUUGAUCUUUCUGGAUUCCUACCACGAUCUAUGGACUGCUUGUGUGUGGAACGUGAACAGAGCGGCUAGAAUUGUCUUGAUGGACACCAUCAUCGAGAGUGCCGAGCUACUUGCAGCGUUCAAUACGGAUCCAAAGCAGGUCGAAUCUUUGGUAUCGUCGGCUUUGAAAGCACGAGGAAUCAUAGCAAGUAUGCUCGAAAACAUCCAAUGCAGCAUACCAUUCAUCACUGGCCAAAUCGAUUCGGCUGGAAGGCUCACGGUUGGUGUGGAUGCCACAGCACUCAGCGGACUAUGCAUGUUGUGGCCACUGAAUGUGAUACACUCUUGCAAGUCUAUCAGCCUAGUAGACCGCCAAUGGGCCAGAGAUAUGCUCCUGGAUCUAGGGAGGCGUACAGGUAUAAGGAGGGCUUGGGCGCUGGCAAGUCGUAAGAUCGAGGUUGACGAGAAUACAGUUGCGUCUAGGCGAUUUGUUCAGUGAUUGAAAAAUCAUAGUCAUGUAUGAUAUACCGGAGUUGAUGGAGUUUGAAGAGCAAGGUCGGGCAUGAACUGAAGAUAUCCAAAGGAGGCGUUUGAAUGAGAAUAUUAUCCAUAAAACGUCUCUUUCCAUAUGUCUCGUAAAGACAUGACCUUGGUUGAUUGUAGUCCAAUAUUUCCCAGGGCUGACGCUUGUGCUGAGGUAUGUCUGGCGCCGAUUCCGAGGUCUGAAGCAUCUCGGGGACAAUUAGAAUGAUCGGAAGUGAUUUACGAAGAUCUGUAGUGUCCUUCCUAAGAGCUUCCCACAUAGUUCAACUUUCGAAAGGUCCGGGUUUGACU